AUGGCAUCUAACAUUACUUCAGGAGCUCUUGAGCACAUGUCGUCAUUUUUGAUUGAGCAGCGAAGCUGGCUCGAGACCAAGUGGGAGAACUACUACAAUUGGAUGGACAACGAUAUCCUGGCUACUGGUUUCCUUUUAUUGACCGUCCACGAGCUCGCCUACUUUGGCCGCUCGUUCCCGUUCAUGAUUUUGGACAUGAUCCCGGCAAUGCGCAAAUACAAGAUCCAGGACAACCGGCCGCCUACUUACAAGCAGUAUUUGGAGUGUCUGCGCUCUGUUAUGCUCGCUCAUGUGUUUGUCGAGGCCGUGCCUAUUUUUGGCUUCCACUUUGUUUGCGACUUUUUCAACAUUUCUUAUCGUGCUCCUUUCCCUUCUCUUUGGACGAUGUUUUACCAGCUUGCCAUUUUCUUCCUUCUUGAGGAUACUUGGCACUAUUGGGGCCACCGCCUAUUGCAUACCCGCUACCUCUACAAGAACGUUCACAAGCAGCACCACAAGUACGCGGCUCCCUUCGGUUUGACUGCUGAGUAUGCUCACCCCGUGGAGGUUGCCUUCACCGGUGUUGGCACUGUAGGCUCGCCUCUUCUGGUGGCUUCUAUUGUUGGCGAAGUGCAUUUGCUCACCGUUAUGAUUUGGAUCACCCUCCGUCUGUUCCAGGCCAUCGAUUCCCACUCGGGCUACGAGUUCCCCUUCUCGCUGCACCACUUCUUCCCUCUGUGGGCUGGCUCGGACCACCACGACGACCACCACCAUUAUUUUGUUGGUAACUUUAGCUCGUCGUUCCGCCACUGGGACUACUUCCUUGGCACCGAGACCCCGGCCACUACGCGUCGUCGUGACUUUAAAUUGAAUCCCUUCGAGAAGCGUCACGAGAUCGUCGAGGACCCCGAUGAUUUGGCCGACAAGAAGUCCGCUGAAAAGGCUACCGCCCCUGCUGCUGAUAGCACAACCUAUGCUCAGACUACCGGCAGCAACUAG
This is a messenger RNA of Wickerhamiella sorbophila, 978 nucleotides long. RefSeq names its product Methylsterol monooxygenase. Gene Ontology annotation, biological process: ergosterol biosynthetic process. Lineage: Eukaryota; Fungi; Ascomycota; Dipodascomycetes; Dipodascales; Trichomonascaceae. The record is from RefSeq and is a predicted model, not a curated record. The coding region runs from base 1 to 978 and encodes 325 amino acids. Gene Ontology annotation, molecular function: iron ion binding; C-4 methylsterol oxidase activity. The transcript has a single exon.